CAGCUACAUUUUUUUUCUUUCUUUCUUUCUUCUUUAUAUAUUGCUUGUACUACAAGUAGUAUGGUAACUUCCAACAAAUUGCUGUCAGAGCUACUUGCUGAAUGGACAAGCGCCAUUAUUGAAAUUAACCUUACUCAAGUUCGUUUACUUUUAAAACAAGAGCCUGAAUUGUUAUGGACUCCUAUACCCCACACAUUGGAUGACAUUAAUCAUCUACAAACAAAAUUAACACAAAUAAAGCAUCUCGGUUCAUCCUUUUAUCCUCUUAGUGCUAUUCAAUUUAUUUGUCUUUAUCAUCGAGAGGAUAGUCAGGAAAUAAAAAAAUCAGAAUUAUUAACCUAUUUAGUCAAGCGAUCUUCUUUACAUGAUCUCAAUACUCAAUUUUGGGGAGAGUGCAAUAAUUCAACUUUACAUUUAGUUUGCUUUCUAGAGUAUGUACCCAUGAUUCGAUUAUUAAUUGAAAGAGGUGUAUCUAUUACACCUGUUAAUGAUCUUGGCUUUGAACCGAAGAAUGUCACAUCAUCACAAACAAUUCUUGAUCAUCUACAUCGACCAUCAGAAAAGCAAAAACUAUCACAAACAACGAUUAGGCCUAACUAUAGUACACCAGAUCAAUUUCAGUUACUUCGAAAUUUAGCAGAAGAAUCAGCCUCCUCUAGUAAUAGUAGUAACAAUAUUGUAGUAACUUCAAACAACGAUUAUAAAAAUAAAAAAUUAUUAGAUAUUACCUUGGACCGACAAAAGUCAGACGGCCGUUUUUUCCGAAAGGGGAGGGUUAAGGAGACACAAAAAAAAGUACUUUUGACAGAAGAAGUCGUAGUUGGAUUAGGAAAGCAAAAAAGACAACUGGAGGUGGCUCAACUAGUUAAAAAAUCCGCUGUCAAAAAUAACCCCUUAUUUAAAAAGUUGGAGAAAAAGAAAAGUAUGUCUGCACUUGUGCCUCAUCCUACUACUAAUACCUCAGUUGUCAAUCAUGAAAGUACACCUAUUAUCAGCCAAUCUGAGCAAAACUUACUAUCGUCAUGUAAUAAAAAGGAAACAGAAGAAGAAGAAGACCAGUCAGCGGGAAGGUCUAGGAUUACUACUGAAGUUGACCUUCUUCAAGAAACUAACAAGGAUACAAACAUAUCUGAACCAUUUCCUAAUAGUCGAGAGUCAUCAUCCAUUUGUAACAAAUUAAAUCAUGAAGAAAUGAACAAAGACAAUAUGUUAUUACUUACUGAGGAUGAUGACUUGCAGCAAAGCAUAACUACCAUAGACAAUUUAUACCCCAAUAAUAAGAUUAUUAAUGAUCCAAUUGCAAAAGAGCUUACACUAGAAGAACAACAUGGUAAAGAGGAAGCAGCAGUAGUAAUAGAAGAAGAAGAAAAAGAAGGAGUAGAAAUAGAAACAGAAGCAGAAAUAGAAAAAAAAGGAAAAGAAGAGGAAGAGGAGAAGAAAGAGGAAGAGGAGAAAGAGGAAGAGGAGAAAGAGGAAGAGGAGAAAGAGGAAGAGGAGAAAGAGGAAGAAGAAGACGAGGAAGAAGAAGAAGAAGAGGAAGAAGAAACAGUCACAAUUCAAUAUGCUACUCGCUUAGUUUUACCUACUUAUAAAACUGCUAUUAUUUUGAACAGUAGUAGUGAUGAGAAACUGUCCGAACAACAAAACAACCUUAAAGAUAGAAAUAAAACAAAGCAACUUUCAAAUGAUUCUGGUAUAGAAUUUGAAGAAAAAGCAAUAGAGGAUAAUACGACAUCAUCAGCUACUGAAGUACAGUUAUGCUCACCCGUACGUCCACCAAAAUCUAUAUUACGUGAAAAUGAAAAUAACCCUAAUAUCUCGCAAAAAUCAAGUAAUGAUGAAGGUCCUAAAAAACGAAAAGAUGCGAAACGAAUGAGUGGCAGUCAGAAAGCUUCCUGGACAAUGAGUCUAAGUUCUUGGGCAGCUAUUCUGGAUAAAGAAUUUAAGUUGGAGGAAGUUGAACAUGAGGAAAAGGAACAGCAACAACAAGGAUCAACAUCAUCUUCAACUAUAUCCUCUAUUACAUCAGUGGCAAGUUUUUCAUCAAAAGUAUUGGAUGAAUUUAUAGAAGAAGGAAAGCAGCAAAAUAAGUAUGAUUUUGAUUUAGAUGAAAAGCAAGAGAUGCAGAAUUCAGAUGGAAUUUUUAAUAAUAGCCAUGAAACUAGUGUACUUUCAUUAGAAUCUGCUUUAAAAAUCGAAAAUAGGAAAGAGGAAGACCAGAAAAAGAAGACGUUAAAUGACAUACCGCAAAUUGGAGAAAUAUCCAUGAUACAUUCUUCAAAAUCAUUGAUUCAGCGUAAAUCAAUUUCAGCUUCUCUUCCUCGUGUAUCUAGUACUAUCUAUUUAAGACAACAACAACAACAACAACAACAACAAAACUUUAAUACCAUGUCUGCCGCAUCUGCACCUUCUACUCUUUCCUAUAAUAAUACGAAUAGGCCUCCAACGGUUAAAAUGAAAGCCAUGUCAACAAGUCGUGGUAAACUCUAUUUACAUGUGAAUGGAGUUCAAGAUAUAUUACUCCCUAUACCAAAAGAACGCGCUUAUGUACGUUGCGUAGUAAGCGAUGGCCGAUUUGAAUAUAUGUCACGAUACGAGAUUCUAACACAAAACAUUCAAUUCGAUUAUGAAUGUGUUAUUGAUACCCAUCCCGAUAUGAUCAUUACUAUUUCACUUCAUGUUCGACCUGAUUAUGUUAUGAAGAAGUCACGUCAUUAUUAUAAAGGCAGCAAUCAUAUUAUACCAUUUUUCUUUUCUCGCUUUCUUUCCUUAUCUAAUACUUUUAUAUCCUAUCAUAAUAAUGAAAAAGGGAAAAAGAAGAAGAAGAAGAAGAGGAUGAUGAAAGAGGAAUGUUUAUCGACUUAUGUUAAUAAAGAAGACGGGGCAAUUGGACAAGCAAGAUUUGCCUUGGCUCAUAUGAUACCUGCCUGCAUAGAGACACCUUAUCCUGCAGGCUUUCACUGUUUCAAUGCUUGGUAUUCAAAGUCAUUAUGUCAACGAGCAAAGAUGAUAAAAAAGAAACGAUUACAUAAUGUUGAAAAUGAUGUUUUAAAAGUAGUAGGGAAUUUUGAUGUUGAAAUGUUAUAUUUACCUAUUCCCAACAAUAGUAAAGAGUCUUCCAUUGCUAUGCCUCGCAGUUUACGUGAAUGUAAAGGAUUUAUUAUUCAACAGCUUCAUACUUCAUCAUCUCUUGAACAAGAAUAAUGGAUAAAAUAAACGC
Messenger RNA from Cokeromyces recurvatus, 3220 nucleotides. RefSeq lists its product as uncharacterized. Lineage: Eukaryota; Fungi; Mucoromycota; Mucoromycetes; Mucorales; Mucoraceae. Gene Ontology annotation, molecular function: GTP binding. The coding region runs from base 61 to 3204 and encodes 1047 amino acids. The transcript has 4 exons. The record is from RefSeq and is a predicted model, not a curated record.